GUUUACAAUCGGUCGUCAGCAAUAAAAAGUUGUAAGAAAAGGGUAAAUUAAGGAAAAUCAAGUGAUAAAGAGAGAAAUUAUGAGGAACAACCAGUCGCCAACACCAAGCGAAAGUGGCUCAAUAUUAUCCGCAUACUCUUAUCGAUCAGGAAGGAAUUUACCGAGACCUGUGACAUCAAAUAUGUGCACUUCAGCAACAUCAAAAACACAGAAAUAUCUGCGUCGAUUAAUUAAAUUUAAACAAAUGGAUUUUGAGUUUGCAUUAUGGCAAAUGCUGUAUUUAUUCGUUGCUCCUCAAAAAGUUUUUAGAAAUUUUGGAUACAGAAAAGAGACAAAGGCGCAAUUUGCAAGAGAUGAUCCAGCAUUCUUAGUUCUUCUUCUUGCUAGUUUAUGCUUCACAUCUUUCGGAUUUACAUUUAUAUUUCAUUUAGGAAUUUUCCAAACGCUAUACUUCAUCCUGUACGUUGUCUUUGUGGAUUUUCUGCUAGCAUCGCUCAUUUCAGCAUCAAUCUUGUGGAUGUUUUCAAAUAAGUUCAUGCGAGAUGGAUCUUCGGAAAACGUUGAAUGGGGAUACUCUUUCGACGUCCACAUUAAUGCUCAAUUCCCUCCUUUAAUUAUCCUACACUUUGUUAUGCUUAUUUUUUACAAAGUGCUUUUUAGUCAAGAGUGGUUUAUUGCCAGGGUUUUGGGCAAUACUUUAUGGUUAUUAGCGAUAGGAUACUAUUCGUACAUUUCGUUUCUUGGAUAUAAUAGUAUUCCAUAUCUUAAGAAGUCGAGGACGAGACUCAUAUUAGUGGUAGUUCCAAUAUUUUUCCUUUUCUACUUAAUAACAAUCAUUAUAGGAUGGAAUUUAAAUAUUACAUUAAUGAAUUUUUAUCACUAUCGUGUGCUGUAAACGAAAGCAAAACUAUUUUGCAUAUAUUUAAAGUUAUGUUAAACUAUGAUUAAUAUUUCAGACGUAA
Messenger RNA from Chironomus riparius, 962 nucleotides. The record is from the annotation of a GenBank genome assembly. Lineage: Eukaryota; Metazoa; Arthropoda; Insecta; Diptera; Chironomidae.